Rotaria socialis is the source of this 1029-nucleotide messenger RNA. NCBI's taxonomy places the organism in Eukaryota, Metazoa, Rotifera, Eurotatoria, Philodinida, Philodinidae. The record is from the annotation of a GenBank genome assembly.
AUGGACAGACUAAUAGGCAAAAAACUAGCCCUAAUCGGUCCGACAGCUAAUGCAACAGUGUCAAUGCAAGGUAACUAUUAUGGUAAAGCACCAUAUCUUAUUGAUCCAAUUACGGCAUUCAAAUCUUUAAUAGCAAAUAGAUCAAUUGAUAUUGAAUCAGUAGCUGGUUGCCAAAUAUCGGUUAUCUUCUUUGGUGGAAUCAAUCAAUCAGUCGAAGCUAAAUCUCGUGAUCGUAAUGAGAUUACCUUACCAGCAAUCCAACUAACAUUGUUACAAGAACUCGAAAAAGUUGUUCGCUCACCUAUCCAUGUUGUCAUUAUGUCAGGUAGCGGUCUAGAUCUUUCAUACAUUCAUGACUCUACCAACUUUAGUAGUCUAAUUUGGAUGGGUUACGCUGGUCAAGCUGGCGGCUUAGCUGUGGCAACUUCUAUUUUUGGACAGUACAAUCCUGGCGGACGUCUACCAAUUACCUUCUAUCCGGCUUCAUAUGUAGAUGCCGUAAGCAUGUUUGACAUGCAAAUGCGACCAUCGAAAACGAAUCCAGGUCGCACGUACAAGUUCUUUACAGGUCAAGCAGUUUACGAGUUCGGAACUGGCCUUUCUUAUACUGAAUUUGCUUAUUCAUGUGGUAACGACUCGUUAAUUUCCUCAUACAAGCUACGUACAUUGAUGAGAAAUACUGAUGGCAAGAGACAUGUUUUGGUUACUCGUUUUCGUGUUAAUGUAACAAAUACAGGUUCUCUGGCAGGCGAUGAUGUUGUUCUCGCAUUUUUGGAACCACCGAGAACAUCAACAAUAGAUCCUACGCCUCCUAUUAAACAACUCUUUGGAUUUCAAAGGGUUCAUCUGAAUGUAAACGAAUCUAAGGAAGUUUACUUUUCAUUCUAUGCCGACUCGCUUCUGUCUAUCGGGCAUAAUGGAUUCAAAUGGCUUCAGCCAGGACUCUAUAAGAUCAUUAUUGGAACGAAAGUCAUGCAUACAAUUAAAUUACAAGGGAGAGGUGCUCUUUGGUCAGAGCUAGGUCACUGA